AGUGCUGGGAUUACAGGCGUGCGCCACCACGCCCAGCUUGUUUCUCAAAUCAGGCAUGGCUUGGUGGGGAGUAAGGAAACCUCUGAGGAAACCAGGACAAGAUAUUGUAACAGGGUAAUCUGUACCAGAGUCUCACGAAGUCGAAGACUGAAUCUAGGACACAGUGAAUUAAUAAGAGAGAAAUAGCUCCCAAUAGUGAGGAAUGGACCCAGACCCUAGACAGACUGUCUAGGAGUUUUUGGUUUUUUGAGACAGGGUCUAUGUAGUUCAGGCUGGCCUCGAACUUGCAGCAACCCUCCUGCCUCAGCCUAUAGAGUGCCGAGACUACAGGCGUGCACCACGGUGCCUGGUUGGUUUUUAUUAACUCAUGCCCUCAGUUUCCAGCUUACCUGACCUAGGCCUGGCCAUCCCGGCUCCAUCCUGGGCCCAGUGCCUCUCCCUGCCUGCUGUCCUCUCCUAACCUGCCUGUGUAUGUGAGUCCCCAAAUGUCAGGCAAACUCCAGUCUCUGAUUUCGGGGUCACUGCAUCUGUAGUCUGUGCGAGACCGGAGGCGCGCAUGAGCCGCACAGCGCGGGUAUGCAGGGACGCUGGGUUCAAGCCCCAGCGCCAGAGUUGUCUCGGGGCCCACGCGCAGGGUGGGUUUGCCGGAGCUUCCGUGCGGAGUGUUUAGGAGGGAAGAGGGAUGCUGGCAGCGGGCUGCGAGGAAGCAGCGCCCGUGUGAGCCGUCCCGCGAGCCGUGAACGCGGGCUCCACGCUGCUCCGAAGCCCAAGUUCAGUUCCCGAGUCGGGGCAACACAGAGACAGACUAAGCGCCGCCCCGACCGGCGAAGCGCGCCCCGGGGCCGCGCUCCUCCAGGCGAGUUCUUCACCCCCAACUGUCGCGGCGUGAGGUCACUCGCCCGGUCACGUGCUCCGGCCCGAGCGCCACAUCGCCAGCCGCACCCUCCACCCCCCCGCCACGUGACUCGGCCUAGUUUCUCCAGGCCCCGCCUCAGGCCGCGCCCGCGCAGCCGCGCC
This is a messenger RNA of Chinchilla lanigera (long-tailed chinchilla), 1017 nucleotides long. RefSeq names its product pre-mRNA-splicing factor cwc22-like. The record is from RefSeq and is a predicted model, not a curated record. Lineage: Eukaryota; Metazoa; Chordata; Mammalia; Rodentia; Chinchillidae.